Messenger RNA from Porites lobata, 3387 nucleotides. Lineage: Eukaryota; Metazoa; Cnidaria; Anthozoa; Scleractinia; Poritidae. The record is from the annotation of a GenBank genome assembly.
AUGGAGAGUGUUCCGAAAGAGUUGAGAAAUCUCCGAGCUUGUCUGGUUUGUUCUUUGGUCAAGGUAAGAAAUUCUGACGUGAUAGAGUACUGGAGAUUUUACAGUAUGUGAGGAACGAGUUUCUGUUAUAUAACUCAAGCUGUUAUCCAUUUUUUUAUGCUUGUAAUAGGAAGUUAACUGUAAAAAUAAUUUAACUUUUUAAUAUGCUAUAUACAGACAUUGCGUUCGUUUCAGAAUCACUCUGUAAGCUUCUUUGUGAGCUUAAUUUAACUCAUCAUGCUAGCAGAGCCUCUCUUUCGCUCAAAGAGACUGAAGCAGCCUUAGUGAACUUAUCUACAUAUACUUUGUCUUAAAAGUGUAAGCACUAAUUCUUGGUUUGCAACCACGUGACAAGGCGACCAUGUUGGGGGUCAAAACGGUAGAUUUUUUCUCGCGAAGAAUUUACAUGAAAAUAGGGUUUAGUUCCCAGAGGAGAGAAAUGCUUUAGUUCUUGACCACCAACACGGCCGCCAUGGAAACCUCUCAACCCCAAAUGACCAAUAACCAGGAGAUCAAGGUCCGAGAACCUGGAAUUUUGGGGAGAAACUUGAAGAUUAUUGACAGCAUCAAAAAGAAUUAAGACCAGGUGUUCAUCAAAAUAAAGAACGGAACUGGAACUUUGUCCGAUGAAUAUUCGUCAAUUUCUGCCAUUUUGACAACGUGGAUGAAACGUAUCUAGAUGCGACAAACUGGUUAACAAUAACCUUACUUGGCAUUUGUCUAAAUAAAUAUGAUUGUGAGGUUCGUGUCUUGUCAACCAAUCAAUCAAAUAUGACAAACAUUCCUUAGAACUGUGGAUUUCUACAGAAUUGGCGCCAUGAAAUCAAUUGUACAAGGCAAAAAUGAGAAUAUUCAAGGAAAGUGUAUACCAUCAGCUUGUGACUCUGUUUAUAGUGAGAUUUUUGUGCCUCAUCAUGAGACUGUAAGAUUCCCCUGAAAAUCGUGUCUCUAACUACAAAACCUCAGGUAUUAAUGGCAUGUAAGUAUGUUAUGUAAAAUCCAACUUGCGGUACCUUUUUCGGGCUGUUUUAUUGCCAACCAUAGUAAAUGAAUCUGUUUUGUUUACAGACCCUUGAGCAGUUUGAAUAUGAUGGUUGUGAAAAUUGUGAGAAGUUCUUGAGACUAAAAAACAACAAAGAAAACAUUCUAACUUGUACAAGUGCAAACUUUGAUGGGUAAGUUAUUGGUAAUAAUAAGAUAUAAUUUAAAUGGUUUGAACUGAGCUCGUGGAAAUUUUCAUGUCAAGGUGCCUACUGUCACAUACAUAUGAACCCUUGAGAUUUUAGAGAUACAUUGUAGUGAACCCUGCUUACACUGUUUGUAGUUGUCUCUUGUUUCCUCAGUUCCCUCUUCCCUACACUGUCACUCACAUGGCACCAUUCUUUAUCAUGGUACACAGAGGCCUGGAGACCGUAUUCCUUUAAAUGAUUUAAUCCUUGAAACUCUUUGAAUUUGGAGAAGCAAAGCUUGAAUUUUAUUAUAAACAAGAACGCUCUAAAAGCAUAUAAGUCUCUUUUGCUUGGAGAUAGAUAAGAAGAGGAGGCGAUUUAUUCUACAUGAAACAGGAUUUCCUUGCUAAGGUUUUUCACUUCCUUGCCUAUGAUCGAGUCAUGAAUAAGUAAAUAAAAAUCGAGAGAAGUUACAUCAUUGCAAGAGAGAAAAAUAGUCCUCUGGGAGGACAUGAGCUUACAAUAGACUUAAUGAAGAAAAGGGCAAUGACGGGUACCUAUGGUGCGAAGCAUGAACGUUUAACACGAUGUGCUACAAGGAUUAUUAUUUUCCAAAGAGAAAAUUUAAAUUAUUUAAUAGUUUGUAUCACUCAGGGUACCUUUUUUUUUCAACACGUUUGUUUGCUGUGUGUUAUCUGGAAAACGUACGUAACGAAACAUCACGACUAGUGACAACGAACCGAAUCCAUAAAAAAACCACAUGCUUGCAAAACAAAAUCGUUCUUCAAGGUAGUCACGUUGUGCAGUGACUGCCAAAUUGAAGGCCACAGGCAGAGUUAAAACUUCUACAGAAAUUCUGAGUUUGGCCAGAUUAAUUUCUUUGCUAUUUCUGUACAUUUGUAAUUGCUUUAUGUGUUGGGUGACUUCAUUUAAAGUUGGUUUUUUAUCUUCCCCUUGCUUGUCACCUUCCUCGGGGUUGCAAUUUUUACAUGUGCUUAGGUAAUUGCUCACUUUACUAUUCAUGUGGAAAAUGAGGGAUGACUGGUUGUUAAUUCACAGAUAAGACGGAAAAAUAUACAUUUCCUCCUUAAAUUGUUUAUUAAUUUUGCACCUCAAGCAGGGGUGUAAGGAUAGAAGGCACAAUAACCCAUUCAACAAUUGAAUGGUUGUUCAGACAUUGGAUAGCACUAUCCACUUGAUAAAUCACUAUCCAGCAGAUUAGUGUAAGGAAAACCACUAUGUCUUAUUGUGCUAUCUACUGGAUAGAGAUUUAUAUAGUGGAUAGCAUAAUCCACUUUUGAACAACUGGGGCCAGGAUUUAGUUACCUUGUAGCCUGAGGUUUCAUUAGGGUUAGGGUUAGAAAAUUAAUAUAAACCACUUUUUUAGUCAUUAUUUCACUCAGAUUCUUUGAGGAUCUCAACUAACUUCUUUAUAUUUAUGAAAUCACUCUCUUGCCCAGCUAAUUAUACCAGGGCCAUGACUGUGACUAGGAAGAGGCAUGUUACUGUUUUGAAUUGUAUUCUUUUUACUGUGCUUAUAUAGACAAGAGUGUUUAGCAACAGCUCAGAGAAAACAAGACAGUUUACUUACUUAUACCUUGUUUGACAGGAUAAUAUCGCUUAUGACUCCAAAUGACAGUUGGGUGGCCAGGUGGCAGAGAAUAGGUAUGGAUGCUUUAUUUGUUAUUGUUUUAGAAUUUUAUAUAAAAACUUAUCCAAUCUCAUUCCCAGGGUCUUCUCUCUUCCUCCCUUGAGAAAGGACUCUUGUUGUGGCUAGUCACUCAGCUCUCAAAAUCUGGGAGCUGGGUGUCGUGGGAAAGUGCUUUAAGGCUAGAGAUGAUGGCUUCCUUAAGAGCGGAAGAGAGGGGACCCCGGGAAUAAGGUCGAGCCCUCUCUCUCCCCACCUUGCAGCAUAGACCUUUAGUCCUUGCCCCAGCACCUAGCAAACAGAUGUACUACUAAGUGCUUCAUUUUUCAUGUUCUUGCAGUGUGUGCUUUAUUUGUUGUAAUGUUUAAAAAUCAGGACAAAAUUUUCUAGCAUUAGUAUUUAUCUUUCAUAGACACAUUAGCAAGAGGAUGCUAUGCCAUAUCUGUGAGCGGUAAACUUCCAGGGCAUGUAGUACGGGAACUCAAAGCUAGAGGAGUAACUUACAAAUCAAGAGACAGAACUAACCAAUAA